Messenger RNA from Stegostoma tigrinum, 4739 nucleotides. Its product is annotated as zinc finger protein 239-like. Bases 258 to 1193 code for a protein of 311 amino acids. Gene Ontology annotation, molecular function: DNA-binding transcription factor activity, RNA polymerase II-specific; RNA polymerase II cis-regulatory region sequence-specific DNA binding. Gene Ontology annotation, biological process: regulation of transcription by RNA polymerase II. The transcript is spliced from 2 exons. The record is from RefSeq and is a predicted model, not a curated record. NCBI's taxonomy places the organism in Eukaryota, Metazoa, Chordata, Chondrichthyes, Orectolobiformes, Stegostomatidae.
GGGACUGAAAACCAAGUGAGGAGAUGAAGGAUUGCACUGUACCACACCAGAGAAUACAGAGAGGACAGACACUGCAGUGAGCUCCUGACCAUCAUCAAGGACUGUGGACUCCAAGUGUCAUGAGAGCUUCAAUCUUUCACAGAGCCUCAUGAACCACUGACUCAUUCCGUCACAGGAGAAGUUGUUCAAAAUGUGAGGAGGGCUCCACAUGCUCCUUAAAUUACCAAAGUUGCAAAGUGCAUCUGUUGAGCAGUGACAUGGGAGGGAAACCGUUGAACAGUGAGUUGUGUGACCAAGACUUCACACAGUCAUUAACACUCAUUGGACAUCACCAAAUUCCCAUUGGGGAGAAGCCUUUCAAGUGCAAGAUGUGCCACAAAUCAUUCUCGCAGUCACAGACCCUCCUCAAACACCAGUGUAUUCACAAGGGGGAGGAAUCGUUUACGUGUGAUGUAUGCCAUAAAUCAUUCUCAAGGUCAAUGAAUCUCCACAGACACCAACGCAUUCACACCGGGGAGAAACCGUUCACAUGCGAGGUGUGUGAGAAAUCGUUCUCUGAUUCAUCGAACUUCCGUGUGCACCAACGUAUCCACACAGGGGAGAAACCAUUCACAUGUGAGGUGUGUGACAAAUCAUUCUCACAGUUAUCCAGCCUGCAGGUCCAUCAGGCAGUCCAUACGGGGGAGAAACCCUUCAAAUGUGAGGUAUGUGAUAAAGCUUAUGCCACAUCGACCAGACUCCUGAUGCACCAGAGUAUUCACACAGGGGAGAAACCCUUCAGGUGUGAGGUUUGCAAGAUAUCUUUCAUUGAAUCUUCGGAACUGCUGAUUCACCAGAGGAUUCACACAGGGGAGAAACCCUUCAAGUGCGAGGUGUGCAAGAAGUCAUUCUCACAAUCAUCGAGUCUGCACACACACCAACGCAUUCACACAGGGGAGAAGCCAUUCACUUGUGAGUUGUGCCACAAAUCCUUCCCCUACUCUUCGAGCCUCCGGGUACAUAUCCGCAGUCACACAGGGGAGAGACCGUUCAGGUGUGAGAUGUGCGACAAAUCAUUCUCUCACUUAAUGAGUCUCCGUGUACACCAAUGUAUUCAUACAAGGGAGAAGCGCUUCACUGGGGAUGUUUGUGAGAAAGCCUUCACACAGUUACAAAGCAUCUUGCAGCAUCAGACAAUCCAUGCAGGGGAGUAACCCUUCAACUGUAGGAUUUACAAUUGAGCUGUUUACAUUCUUGGACUCUCCUUUGACGCCAGAGAGAAACUCUUCUGGGGCAACAUUUGCGGGUGGGCUUCACCCACUCAUCUGAUUUCCUGAAGCAACAAUAGAUUCACACUGAUGACCAAGCAUUCAGGAGUGAGGUGUGUGACAAGCCUUUCACAGAGUUUAUUUCCGGUACAUCAAGGGAAAGAACCCUAACAGUGUGAAUUUAGUAAUAAAACUGUCAUAAUUUUGUCAAAAUUAAACUGACCACCAUGGGAUUCUUAUGAUGUUCAGUUUGCAAAUGACUGCACUGUCAUUGUUCACACUGCAACAGAUUUGUGUGUUGUCUCAAUCUCUUCAAUUCUUGUGUCAAAAGAAAAUUUACACAUUAACAUGUGGUCGGCCAAGUAUUGUCCUCCCAUAUGUAUUAAAUUAGAGACUCUGGAAAUGUUCAGCACUUCCUCAAUGGACACCUCUCUAAAGAGGCUGCCAUUGACAACAAAGUGCAACACAAGACCUUUGUUUUUGUUAUUUACAUAAAUGAUGUGGAUGUGAACGUUCAUGGCAUGAUUGGUAAGUUUACAGAUGAUACAAAAUUAUGAGGAUUCAUUGAUAGCAAAGAAGAUUAUCAAAAAUUACAGAGGGAUCUUCAUCACAUGGGGAAAUGGGUUGAAGAUUAGCAAAUGCAAUUCACUACAGAUAAGUGUGAGGUAUUGCAUUUUGGAAAGUAACACCAGGAUAGGACUAUUACAGUAAAUGGUAAGGUCCUGGGGAGUGUUGUGGAACAGAGGGACCUAGGAGUACAAGCACAUAGUUCAUUGAAAGCAGAAUCACAGGUGGACAGGGUGGUGAAGAAGGCAUUUAGCGUGCUGGCCUUCAGUGGUCGAGGUAUAGAGUGUGGGAGUUGGGAUCUUAUGUUACAGUUAUAUAUGUCAUUGGUGAGGCUGCACUUGGAGCAUUAUGUAUAGUUUAGGUCACCCUGUUAUAGGAAAGACAUAGUUAAACUGGAAAAUGUGCAAAGAAUAUUUACGAGGAUUUUGCCAGGACUACUAGCCCUGAGUUAUAGAAAGAGAUUGGCUAGGAUAGGACUUUAUUCCUCGGAACAUAGUAGAAUAAGGGGUGUAUAAAAUCAUGAGAGGCAUAGAUAGGAUAAAUGCAUAUAGUCUAUUUUCCCAGGGCUGGGGAAGUGAAAACCAGAGGGCAUAGUUUUAAGUUGAGAGGGGAAAGAUUUAAGAAGGACCUCAGGGGCAACAUCUUCACGCAGAGAGUGGUGUGUAUAUGGAAUGGGCUGCCAGAGGAAGUUGUUGGGGCAGAUACAAUAGCAACAUUAAAAAAAAUUUGGAUAGAUUCACAGAUGGGAAGGGUUUAAAGGGAUAUGGACCAAAUGUCGGCAUCAUGGCCAGCAUGGACCAGUUUGGGCUGAAGGGCCUGUUUCAAUGCUGAGUUAAUCUAUGACUCUAUGAUUCUAUGUCUAGAUCAGCCAUGUUAGUUCAGCACAAGGGUUUCACCGCAAUAGAUCAUCCCUGGUGACUAUUAAAGAUCAAUCCUACUGACUACAUCUGACCAUAUGAAUUGGGAGCAGUAAAGGCGAUUUGGCUCCUUAAGCCAUCUUUUCAGUGAGAACAUGGUUGAUCUGAUUUUGGCCUCAACUCCAUAUGCCUGCCUUCCCCAAUUACCUUUGACCCCACUGUUAGUUAAGAAUUUAUCAACACCUACUUUUAAAAUAUCCAGUGACCUUGCCUCCACUGCUCCCUGGGGAAGAGUUAAUUGACCUUCAGCAUUCAUUCAUUGAUUUAAAAGAGAAUCUGCUUGUUUUAAAAUGGUAUCCCCUAGUUCAAAUGACUCCCACAAGGAAAAAACAUACUUUCAGGGCCAUCUUGUCUAGUCCCCUCAGGGUCCAAAUAUUUUAAUAAGGCCACCUCUCAGUCUGCUAAACUUCCAACGGAUAUGUGCCCAGCCUAUCCAAUCAUUCCUCAUCAGGUAUCAGGUACAAGAAUCAGUCAAGUAAACGUUUUUUGAACUGCUUCUAAUGUAAUUAUGGUCUCUCUUAAGUAAGGAGACCAAAACUGCACGCCAUCCUCCAAGUUUGGUCUCACCAAUACCUUACACAACUGUAGCAUAACAAACCUAUUAUUCUGAAAUCACCCCAUAGUCUAUACUUAUUCUUGAGUACACACACCCAGUUCUUGUAAUCCAAUGACAAAAUACUGUGAAUGUUGAAAGUCUGAAAUUUAUUACAAGGUAUCAAAAUCCAAUGCAAUUAAUUUAUGUUCCAGUCCUGCAGAUGUUGUAACCUAGCCCGAGAACAACCAUGAUGUAAACCUAUAUAAAUUCAUAAAAGAUAAGAGUAGAAAUGGGCCAACCAGUCCAUCGAACCACCUCACCCUUCAAUGAGAUGAUGACUGAUCUGAUUCUCAACUCCACUGUCCUGUCUGUUCCCACAACACCUGACUGCCUUACUGGUGUGUCAGCCUCGAAGGUACUCAAUAGCUUUCUGAGUUAAAAAGUUCCACAAAUUAACCACCCUCUGAGAGAAGAAUUUCCUUCUCAUCUCUGUCUUAAAUGGGCAGCUCCUUACUCUGAGAUUAUGCCCUCUGAUCUUAGACUGUCCCACAAGGGGAAACAACCUUGCCACAUCUACCUCUGUCAAUUGAAAUUCCUGUCUUUGCAUUUCUGUAACUAACUUGCACAAUAUCCAUUCAGCGAAAGUGAACGGGAAAUCCUGAACUGUUGAACUUUAUACUCUGAAUUGGACAGAAUAAAAAGCUCAGCUCAAUAAAAUCAAAACGUGUCAAAUCUUUCCAACUACAGCCUCAGUUCACUCCCAUGUGCUUUCUUUAAACUAUGGUGCAACCUUGGCAAUUAAAGAGAUGGCAACCAAAAGAUUUUCUCAACAACCUCCUACUGCAGACGAAUUAAGAUUUUUCAUCACUGAGUUUCUAUGUCAUACAAGAUAAUAAAUUAAGUCUUGUUAAUUACACAAAUAUGUCAACAGGGAAUCAAAACCACUUUCCUUUACAAACACUGUGCCGUAAUAUAAAGGAAUAGAAUUGAAGAGCAGAGAUAUUCUUAUGAACUUGUCUGGAACCUUACACAGAUCUUGCUCAAGUGCUGUGCACAGUACUGAUCUCCAUAUGAAAAAGGACUUUGAGGAACUGGACAAGGUGUAAAAACCAUUGAUAAGGGUGAGAUUGAGAAUUGAGAGAUUGUAACUUUCAGAGUGACUGAACAGACCAUCAUUGUAUUCCUGAGAAAAGAAAAGGCUAAGAGCUGACAUAAUAGUAGUUUUCCCAAUCUUUCAAGUUAAGAACUUAAGGGUAAAUGGAAGGAAGAUUCUUUUUCUUGUUGUGUGGAGAGUCUAAAACUAGGCCCCAUCAAUAUAAGAUGGUCAAUAGUAAAUCCAAUGAGGAAUUCAGGAGAAAUGUCUCCACCAAGAGAAUGAUGAGAAUGUUGAACUGGCUCCUCCAGGGAAUGCUUGAGGAAAUAGCUUGGGUGUAUUUGUUGGGAAGCAUGUUAAGUCUAUGAGUGAGAAAAGAA